CCGCACUUAACCCGCCGUGUGGAGUUGCACUCUUCGUGCAAGCCGGUGAAAAGAGAGGCGUCGGUUUGAAUCCCCGGAGCGGCAAGAGUUCAUCUUUGAUUUGUGAUGAACGAGAUGAAUGAAAAGCAAAAGAGAGCAAAACUCUCGAGGAUUAUCCUCUGAAGUAGAGAAGCUCGUUCAGCUUCUAGCCUCUCAGACGACGUGAGAAUGAAGCGGGAACUAAAACACGGAUAAAGUGUUUUAAAAAAUACAAAAUUACAAAACCUGAACGUAGAAACUGACUUUGGACUAACUAAGUGCUUCGAUUUAAAAAGCUGCAUUCUCUCUCCUGACCACUACGGGGCGACUCCUCUGGUUGUAUAGAAGUCUAUGCUUCAUGUGUUUUCUCUGAAAUCCUUAGAUCCUGCCGUGUACUGUCUCCUCGGUUCUCCAGGACGUUCUCCAGCCGAGGGCCUGAAGCCGCGGGGGCCUCGAUGGGACGGCCAUGAAGAAUCUGGACCAGCGUGGGCGUGGCCCCCGGGAGGCUCUGGUGUGUGCGCUCCUGUCCGGUCUGGUUCUGGCUCUACUGGGACCGCCGGGCUCGGUCCGCGGCUGUCCGGGCGUCUGCAGUUGCUACGGCAACACCACCGACUGCUCCGCCGCCGGCCUCCCGUCUCUGACGCCCAUCCUCGCGCUGCUGGACCGGGACUCCCUGGUCCUCCGCCUGCCCCAGAACAACCUCUCCUCCCUGGGCACGGGCGAGCUGUCCGGCCUCGGCGGCCUGGAGCUCCUGGAUCUGUCCCGGAACCGCUUCUCCGCCCUGCAGCCCGGAGCCUUCUCCGCGCUCGGCAGCCUGCGCUGGCUCAACCUCUCUGCCAACGACCUCGGGGCGCGCCCGGCGACCUCCGACGACCCCGACGGCGAGAUCCGAGGGAGCGACGGCCUGAGCGAGGACGCCUUCAGGGGUCUGUGGCGACUGCGAGGGCUCGACCUGUCCUCCAACGGCCUCCCGCGGUUGCCCAGAGGCCUGCUGGACGGACUGCGGAGGCUCGCCUGGUUGUCCGUGGCCGGCAACCGGCUGGUGGCCCUGGACCGAGUCACCUUCCAGCCCCUGGUGGGGCUCCGGGAGCUCCGGCUGGAGGGGAACCCCUGGGAGUGCGACUGCAAGCUGAGAGACUUCAAGCACUGGAUGGAGUGGCUGAUUUACAGAGAAGGUCAGGUGGACGCCAUGCGGUGCAGCCUCCCGGGGGACCUGAAGGGCCUGGACAUCCGCGGCGUUCCGGCGGAGAUGUUCAGCCACUGCCUGCGCAGUCCGGCCAGAGAGGGCCCGGCGCGUCACGGGGGCCCGGCGCGUCACGGGGGCCCGGCGCGUCACGGGGGCCCAGCGGGUCACGGGGGCCCGGCGGGUCACGGCGGCCCGGCGCGUCACGGGGGCCCAGCGGGUCACGGGGGCCCGGCGGGUCACGGCGCCCGGCCCCCGUGUCGGCCGGGCCGCAUCGGCAGAAACGACGACUGCGUCCGCCAGCGCUACCGGCCGGCCAGCGUGCGGCGGGCGCACGGCACGCAGAUCGUGGCGGGCGUGAUCUGCGGCGCCGUGUGCGUCAUGAUGGCGGUGGCGGCCACGUACGGCUGCGUCUACGCCUCGCUGAUGGCGCGCUACCAGCGGGAGAUGAAGGGCCGCGGUCGGCCCCUGAUGGCCGAGUGCGGCGCCGACACCGACCCGGAGGACGGGCAGACGACGCCGGAUUCGCCGCCGCCGCGCAAAGAGGGCGCGGUGCUCGGGUAUCGGAUCAGCAGCUUCUGACCCUUCAGGAAACCAGACCGCAUCUCGAGGCGGACUCCCACCGGCCAGAACAGGUCCCGUUCCCUCGGCAGAGCUCUACCUCGC
Messenger RNA from Pseudoliparis swirei, 1867 nucleotides. RefSeq names its product leucine-rich repeat and transmembrane domain-containing protein 2-like. The transcript has 3 exons. The record is from RefSeq and is a predicted model, not a curated record. Gene Ontology annotation, cellular component: plasma membrane. NCBI's taxonomy places the organism in Eukaryota, Metazoa, Chordata, Actinopteri, Perciformes, Liparidae. The coding region runs from base 485 to 1783 and encodes 432 amino acids. Gene Ontology annotation, molecular function: protein binding.